Capronia epimyces CBS 606.96 is the source of this 1245-nucleotide messenger RNA. RefSeq lists its product as uncharacterized. The transcript is spliced from 2 exons. The record is from RefSeq and is a predicted model, not a curated record. Bases 1 to 1245 code for a protein of 414 amino acids. Lineage: Eukaryota; Fungi; Ascomycota; Eurotiomycetes; Chaetothyriales; Herpotrichiellaceae. Gene Ontology annotation, biological process: lipid metabolic process.
AUGGCCGCCAGCACGGGUGCAUCCUUGAAUCCCCUUUCGCACCCUUGGACACUCCUCGCCGCACAAAUCAUCCUGACAAGUCUAACUGUGGGAUUCACAAAGCCAUCAUGUUUCAUACGACCUGCGAUGCUGCUGCCGAUACUUUGCAUGACGACUGUCUAUAUCUCAACGGCGCGAACGCGUGUAGACAAUAUCUUCCAACUGAGUUGGGGAGGGUCUCAAGCUGUGCUCGCAACAUAUCAGUACAUCGACGUGGCCAUCGUGAGUCGCUGGAAUUUCGAGCAUUCCGGUCCGGAACCUAGAAACAAGUCCGAGAAACAAAGGUCACCAUUCGGAGCUGAUAACCCCUGGAAUCGACUCAAGUUUGGGUUGUACGCGGCGUCCAGCUUCCGCAACUGCGCAACAGUCUUCGAGACACGUGGUAUAAAGCCUUUCAACAGGAAGGAUCCGUCCUUCAUCCCAUCAAAAGAGCGGUUCAUUGUCUCCGCCACGAUGCACCUGAUCGCAUGCUAUCUAACGCUAGAUGCUCUGACUUCUUUGGGUGAUCCCGACAAGCAAGCGGUGCUGUUUUCGGAAUCCAGAAUCCCUCUGCUCUCUCGGCUGGACCAGGUCACAAUGCAGGAGUUGAUUGAGCGUCUGACCUGCUCUUUGGUCUUCUGGAUUGUCAAUUACUUGGUGUUGUCGACCUCGGUCACGGCUAUCAGCCUCAUUAUGGUGGGAACGGGCUUGUCCUCGGUGGCAUGGUGGAAACCACUGUUCAAUAUUGACAAUGGAUUUCCUUAUACUGUCCGCAGGUUCUGGAGCAACUUUUGGCAUUUGUCGGUCAGGAACCGCAUCUUUGCGCCCAGCGUGUAUACUGUACACAAUAUCUUGAAGCUGCCUCGUGGUUCUGCAAACAGUCGAUACAUGGUUCUUAUUCUCACAUUUGCCUACUCUGCAGGCUUCCACGCGUUGGGAGAUAUUUCAUGUGGUAUCUCACCUCACAAGACAGGUGCAUGGCUUUUCUUUUCUGUUCAAGCCGUGGCAGUGAUGGUGGAGGAUCUAGUGCAGUGUAUGUGGAAGCAGAUAUUCCCUGAGACGAAAAGCCAAAGGCAGAUCGCCCCAUGGCAGAUCUGGGUCGGCAGACUGUGGGUGUUUCUAUUGAUGUAUUGGUGUACCCCGUUCUACGCGUACCCCGUCACGGCGCACAAUGGUGAUGGCCUCAUAGUGCCUUUCAGUGUCAUAAGGCGUAUGUCUGUGUGGUAA